AUGUCUGAAUAUGAUGCUCUGUUGCGUUUCAAUAGGGAGCCAGUCUCGUUAGACAUGAUCAAAUAUCUAGCUAAGGUGACUGAAUCGAUUGUAACACAUCUAAGACCGGAGGUACGAAGUUCGGAUAAACCUCCCAUCCCAACUUUGGUCGAGUUCAUUGCUGGGCUCGUAACCAACUCGAAAGUGGGAACCCCUACUUUGAUGGCCAGCACUGUUUACCUGGUUCGACUGAAGGACAUUCUCCCACCCAACAUCAUUGGCAUUGAAACAACGAGACAUCGACUGUUUUUGGGUUGUUUGAUAAUUGCCGCCAAGACAUUGAACGAUAACUCGCCCUUGAACAAACAUUGGAGCAAACAUACUAACAAUCUGUUACCAAACAGAGAGAUAAAUAUAAUAGAGCGCGAGCUUCUAUCGUACCUGAGAUGGAGGGUCACUUUUUCGAUCGAGGAAUUGAUUUCCUCAUUGCAGCCCCUACUGAUCCCUAUCCGGUUCAACAUGUACAGAGAGUUGCAAAAGACAAAUAUGUUGUUCUUCAACCCUCAAGACAUUGCCUACAGGGAUACUGCGACGCAGCGCUUCCGCGUGGGCAACGAGGCGUGUACCGGUUCCGUCGACUCCAUUCCAUCCAUUGCAUCUAAAUCAAGCAACGAGAGCAUGAAGACGUUAUCUACACGUGACUCUGAGGAGAGCGUCGUCAUUAGUUCACUGAGGGACCAGCCCGCGGUACUACCUAUUGACCCUAUCGUGGAUAAAAGUUACAAGAGUUCGCUUGUGCGGUCGAAGAAGGCUUUCUCAUUGACUGAACUGAAUGAGGACAUGAUGUUGGAUCGUUUGGAAAGUGGUGGGUACAGUUAUCACCAGCAUUCGAGACACGAGAGUCUCAUACAGAAGAUUAGGAAGACCAGUUGGGGUUCUCUGUUCCAUUUGAAAGCAUGA
Molecule: messenger RNA, 939 nt
Organism: Huiozyma naganishii CBS 8797
Lineage: Eukaryota; Fungi; Ascomycota; Saccharomycetes; Saccharomycetales; Saccharomycetaceae
Product: cyclin family protein
Exons: 1
Coding region: 1-939 (312 amino acids)
Biological process (GO): regulation of cyclin-dependent protein serine/threonine kinase activity
Cellular component (GO): nucleus; cyclin-dependent protein kinase holoenzyme complex
Molecular function (GO): cyclin-dependent protein serine/threonine kinase regulator activity; protein kinase binding
Source: RefSeq, a predicted model, not a curated record